GCUUAUCUGCAUGCAUGUUAACCAUCCUCAUAGUUAUAUGAGAUACGUAAUAUACCAAUAAAAAAAACAGCAAGCAGCCUUCAGGAAGUGGUUGGGAGGAAAACGAAAGUAAGAUGAAUCGGCGCGAAGCAACGCUACCAUCAACUAUGGAAGGGGAGCUUAAGAGGAUCCGUUCUGAAUUUGCGGAGAGAGUUUCAAACCCAGUUAUCAAACGUCUCCUGGAUGACCUUUAUGAGCGGAAGGUGUUCAGUACUGAGGAAAAGGACACUGUGAUGGAGAACCACAAGACCAGAGCAGACCAAGCACGGUGUCUGAUCGACAUGGUGAUCCAGAAAGGGGAGAGAGCAAGUAAGAUAAUGAUCGAUCGUAUGAAGAAGAGGGACAAGCACUUAUCCUCAACCCUGGGUCUGAUCUCUUCUCCUGCUGGUGUGGGACAUGGGGAAAACAAGACGGUAGUAAAGCCAAUUAAACGAACGAGAGGAAAUAAGGGCCGGAAAAGAAAUAGAAGUGAAUCAGAAGAAGAAGUGACCAAUAAGAAACAUUGCACGGUGGAUGGGUCAGGCAGCAACACUGAAACCCGCUCCGCAGGGCAGAAUCUGACUGAAUUGGAGCUCCUGAAGGUGGCCGAAACGCUGGGACAGGAGUGGGAGCAGGCGGCCAUCCACCUGGGGCUGAAGACCAAAGAUCUGGACGACAUCAAGGCAGAACAUAGAUCUGUGACCAUGCAGAAGCAGAAGAUGUUGUUGCUGUGGAAGCGCCGAAGACCACCAGGAGAGGCCACAGCUCAGGACCUGCUGAGAGGUCUGAAAGACAUGGAGGACCUACCGGUCGAGACUCGUCUGUUAUUGCAGGCACGAUGAAGUAAUCAUCAAAAUAGUUACAUGGCAGAUUCCAUGGUGCAGUGGAUGUCUCCGUCGAAAGAAGAGCCCUGAAGAUUGACCAAAACUAGUAAUGGGCCAACUAACCUGAAACAGUUUCUAAACUGUUUAAAUUACAUUUAUUUAGCUGACAGGUUAGUCCAAAGCGACUGGAAUUUCAUUUCAGAAUGGAAGACAAACCCAAAAAGUGCAGGAAUAUGUGCAAGUGCAAGUACAUAAAAGGCAUUCAAUAAGGAAGGUGCUUUAAGUGCUACAUUAUAGAAACAAGUGAUAUAGAACUUUCUAUCUGAAUUAUUUUUCAUAUGCCAAGAUGCAGCCGGAAAAGAUGAGUUUUCAAUCUGCACUCUUCUUCCAAAUGUCUUGACCGUGUAAAGUAAUUAUUGAUAUCAUGUUUGGAAUAGUUCCUCCUUCCUGUGCAAGUACAUGUGUACUACGCUGUUCCCCUCAGGUACCUCCUAUAGCCAGGUAUAGAUAGGAAUUUUGGUAUGAUUGUGAUUAGGAAAUUGUUGAAACAAGUUGACAUUAUCCAAAAAAUGAUUCAGGAAUCUUUUUGAUAGUUUCCCCAAGAGGCAGCUGGUAGUGUGUCAUUUUAACAUGUUCAUGACUCAUGAUUAUUUAGGUGUCUACAAAAAACCUAUCCGUAACUUACUGAUAACCUUACCUCAGGGUGUUCACCGUAACAUUAUCCUGACCCAGGAAUGUUCAUACAGCUGUUUGGUGCAAAAUUAAAAUGAUUAGUUGAAAAGGC
Molecule: messenger RNA, 1626 nt
Organism: Gadus morhua (Atlantic cod)
Lineage: Eukaryota; Metazoa; Chordata; Actinopteri; Gadiformes; Gadidae
Exons: 6
Coding region: 114-860 (248 amino acids)
Biological process (GO): regulation of inflammatory response; proteolysis; signal transduction
Cellular component (GO): AIM2 inflammasome complex; IPAF inflammasome complex; NLRP3 inflammasome complex
Molecular function (GO): cysteine-type endopeptidase activity; protein binding
Source: RefSeq, a predicted model, not a curated record